Molecule: messenger RNA, 265 nt
Organism: Trichomonas vaginalis G3
Lineage: Eukaryota; Parabasalia; Trichomonadida; Trichomonadidae
Exons: 1
Source: RefSeq, a predicted model, not a curated record
AUGGACAGCAUCGAGCCAUUAGAUGAGGCAAUUUACCUUAUAGAGAUAAAUGAAGUUGUUAAGCAGUACUUGGGCAAGGACAAAGCCAACAAGUCCCUCGGCUGCUGGUUGUCUGGAAGAGGUGCGCUGAAAAUCGAGAUUUCGACUGGAAUUCCAAUUCAAAUACCAGAAAACACUCCUGUAGACGACAUAAAGGAGAUGAAGAAAGAAGCUCUUCUCAAGUUCUUUGCAAAGCGCCCAUGGAUACAACUUCCAAACAGAGAGA